Messenger RNA from Lasiosphaeria miniovina, 315 nucleotides. RefSeq lists its product as uncharacterized. The annotation marks the transcript as partial. NCBI's taxonomy places the organism in Eukaryota, Fungi, Ascomycota, Sordariomycetes, Sordariales, Lasiosphaeriaceae. The transcript has a single exon. The record is from RefSeq and is a predicted model, not a curated record.
CCGACGGCUACCUUUCUCAACAACCAAACAAUCUCGGCUGGCCUCGCCUUCCAGGGGUUUUCAGAGACAGAUUAUGAGGGCAAAUUCACUCCGAUUAUUCGUGACGAGGGAUUUCACGAUCUAGGGAUGAACUGUACUAGCUAUGUGUGGCUUCCUGAUAGCACAACCUGUUGCGUAACGUUUUGUGCAAACAAAACGACGGCCGUUGGGUGGUGGUGCAAACCACGCUAUAGGAGUCACGCAUCUGGCGCGUUUCCUCGGAUAUACAUCUGGUGCGGCAAUGGCGACCCAGAGGCUAACCAAACAUGUCACUAG